Molecule: messenger RNA, 3033 nt
Organism: Paramisgurnus dabryanus
Lineage: Eukaryota; Metazoa; Chordata; Actinopteri; Cypriniformes; Cobitidae
Gene: rpp21
Product: ribonuclease P subunit p21
Biological process (GO): tRNA 5'-leader removal
Cellular component (GO): nucleolar ribonuclease P complex
Source: RefSeq, a predicted model, not a curated record
AAAUAAAUUGAUUUAAACCGCCACUUAGAAGAAGACGGAGAAAACAUUCAUGCUGUAAACGUUUUAUGACUUUCACUUAUAAUAUUUAGUUUAAUUCCAAUUUGUAAAUUUCAUACUACUGACCCGUCCCUUAGUAAACAUGGCGGGAAACAUCAAAGAUAAAGAAGCAUACCAGCGCCUUAACUUCCUCUAUCAGGCGGCUCACUGUGUUUUGGCGCAAAAUCCACAAAAUGUUGAAGUGGCAAGAUUUUACUGCUUUACUCAGAAGACCAUCUCCAAACGACUGGUGCUGAGGCAAGAUCCUUCAGUGAAGAGAAGCAUUUGCAAGAAGUGUUGUACUUUAUUGAUACCAGGUGUCACAUCAACUGUGAGACAGAAAAGUGGACCCAGAGGACAGCGCAAGACAGUCGUGCGAUGUUUAAGUUGUGGACUGACCAAACGAUUUCCAAACAACCCAAAGUAUAAACUAUGGGUGGAUCAACCUGAAGCUCAGCUUGAAAACCAGACCCCACAAGAUGCUGGUGCUUCAUCUAAAUCCACAACCCAAGGAAAAAAGUCAAAUGUCAAAAGUGGUCCAGCUUCCACAACAGAGAAGACUACAGUUUAGACCAAUCUGGCUUGUGAAAGCUGAACCCAUUGGUUACUAGCGCCUUGUCAAAGACAUUAUAUACAUCGCUAUAAAUACAUACAUUUUGUCAAUUUUGAAAAUUCUUCAUCCAGUCUUCAAAUAUUUAUUAUAUUAAGAAGUUAAGUGCAAUAUGUUAGAAAUUAACACUUGAAGUCACUUUAAAUUGCAAUUUGAAACAGAAACAUUUGCUUUAAACUGCAAUAAAGUGGUAAAGGUUUACUCUGGUAUAAUCUCAAACGCUUCUGUUCCUAAAGCAGUUUUUUACAUUUAUUCUUUGUGACUUUCAUCAAAAGAAGGCAUUUGCAUUUAUUACCCUCAAGCGCAAGGGAUCCUGAAAUGAAGUGUUGGCUUGAGUAACUGAGCUGUUUUUGAUAUUUGCAUUGUUGUCCAGAUUAUCAUUUACAAGUGUACUUAAAUGCGUUUCCUCAUUUUAGCUAAAUAACUUCAAAUUGCUUUGGCAAUUUGUGCACAAGUGUUUCCCUCCGUGUAAUGAUUUCUUGAUGUUCGGCUCUGUGCUGCAUACCCAAGUUGAAUGUAAAAGUUUUGAUAUUCCUGCAUUUGAUGUUUAUGAGCGUAACAAAAGCCUCUCUGUGCAUAUCAAUGCACGAUCAUAAAUUAUUAAAAUUUCCAUGCAACAUCCGACACAGAUAAUAUCUCGUAUUUUCAAUGCCUUUGCAUAUUCAUCUUUGUACCUUGUAAAUAAUUUAUAAGUGAUAUUAAGACAUUUAUUCACAUGUUUGUGUAAUUCAGCCAGUGCUGAUGUUGUUAAUUGGAUGGGCUAUGGAUCGUGUCUAAACACAUUACAACGCUUCCAUCCCAGGGAGAUCUAUGGGAUGUCAAUAAGGCAGAGACACGAAGUACCAAGAGGCUUCAUCUAAGUCGAAGAGCUUGAAUUAAGGAACUGAAUGUAUUGCCCUAAGGGCCGGGACACGAUGCAGAGGAAGACUGGAUUUAAUUCAAUUUGCAUCGUAUAGUGUCAGCGGGAGUACAUUAGAAAUUUUAAAUUGUAAUAUUUUCACAUCCUUUGCUGUAUCGAAGAUAGUUUGAGGUGAAUGAAAGUUUAAAGGAAGAUUUAGAUCUAUUGGAUGUGGGGUUUUGGUUCUGUAAAACAUUCUCAUUUUCCUAUUAUAGAUGUCUUGGCAAAUAUAAAACAUUGAACUUAUAGUUUGUAAAGGUAGAAGUCAUUUUGCGAAUGUAGAGGUGAAUUUACAUAAUUUUGCCUUGAGUGGACAUUAUUAGGCAUGGGACGGUUACUAGUUUCAAGGUAUACGAAGGUUUUAAACAGUCAAGGUUUCAAAACCACUAAAAGGUUCUGUGAUACCGUCUCCAAGGUAUGAACUAUGUUAUACAAGAUUCAUUAAAUAAUUAAAUCAUAGGAUAAAUUUGAUGUUUACAUUUAAUAUACAUAACGAAAAUAUUAUUUCUUUUUUGAAAGCAUAUUCUAAUUUAAAGGCUUUAUUUUUACCUGAAAUUUGAAAAUAACACAUUUUAGUGUUGCAAUGGCAAUACCGCAACACCGUGAAACCGUGGUAUUUUUGCUAAAGGUUAUUGUACCGGCCCAUGCCUAGUGGACAUUGUUUGUUUUUGACAAAUUGUAAUGCCAAUAUGUUUUUUUAAGUAGUGUUUAAACUAAAGCAGCAAAAUAUUUAUUUAUUGUACUGCACUGUCAAACAUUUGCCACCUUUUUUAUUUUUAAGCACUACUUAAAUUGGAUUUCCAAGUCAUUUCAAUUUAUAAUUUCAGUUAUUUUACAUUAUUUACCUAAUUAAUUUCAGUAAGCAUUUUCAACUUACCGUAUUUUUACGAUUUACAGCACAAUAUUUGCAGCAUUUUUGUCAAAUCAACAAAUAUUUUUCAUGUUACUUUAACUUAAAAAUUAAGUUAAUCAAUUUCAACUUGAAUUUAUGAGUUAUGUCAACUUUUUAAGUCAAAACUUAAAAUAAUAUGUUUAAUUGACUUGCAAAACCAAGUUGUUUUAACUUCAUGCUGCAUAUUUUUUACAGUGGCCAAAAUUAAAAAAUCUUAAAGGCGGGGUGCAUGAUCUCUGAAAGCCAAUGUUGACAUUUAAAAUCACCUAAACAAACACGCCCCUACCCCAAUAGAGGGGCUGUCCACACGGAGACGCGUAUCACCGUAUACGAAUAAAUUUGUUAUCGUAUUGGCGUUUCAUCCACACGGAUCCGGCGUUUUGGGAGACUGAAUCCGCUAUUUUUCUAAACCGGGUCCUAAAGUGGAUAAAUCUGAAACCAACACCCUUGCGGUUUCGUCUGUACGGCCAAUCUGUAUAUUUUGUGAAGCGAAAACGUCAUCACAUCACGUGUCGGAAGCGUCACACGUAACAGCAACAACAAUAACGGCGGACUACGUGAUUGUGUUCGUGCUACAGAAGCUACUAAAGCCUACUA